CAAUAUAAAGUCGUUAGAGUGCGUAGAAGCGGACGAUUUCUCUCUAGGCUUGUGUAUCAUGAGGCAGAUCACUUCGUGUCCACGUGCACAGCAUGUGUACCCCUUCGUAAGCAUGCGCGCCUGCGUUUUACAAGCCCGUGAUCAUCUUGGGCUUUGCAGGCGGAUUUUCUACAUUGUUUGCUCUCUAUUCGUUUGUUUUCACUGUAGAGAACCAGCUCUUUAAAAACAGGUAAGGAAAUAGAAAUUUUUGAAGACCACUACAUAGGAGAGACUGCUAAAGACUGCCUUGUGAUCUCUCCUGUAUAAAAGGACCACUUGGUCUUUUUAUCCAGAACAGAAGGUAUUGUUGAAAAACUAGGAGAAAACUCACAAAUCAAGAUGAUGGAAGAAGUAUUGUGGGCGGUUAUCAUAGGUUUCAUCAUCGCAUUCAUCCUUGCGUUUGCUGUCGGAGCAAACGAUGUCGCCAAUUCUGUCGGAACGUCCGUCGGAUCAAAAGUCCUGUCCCUACGCCAAGCCUGCAUCCUGGCUAGUGUCUUCGAGUUGCUGGGAGCGAUUCUCAUCGGCGCAAAAGUGUCGGACACGAUACGGAAGGGAAUCGUGGAUGUGAAUGUGUACAACGGUACAGAGGAGCUUCUCAUGUUUGGGAAUGUGGCUGCAUUGUCAGGCAGUGGAAUCUGGCUGUUGGUGGCCACCUUUUUCCGCGUGCCGGUCUCGACGACCCACAGCAUUGUUGGUGCUACCAUCGGGUUCACUCUUGUGGCAGCCGGCGCAAACGGUGUCAACUGGUCCAAAGUCGGUCUCAUCAUUGGUUCGUGGGUUAUCUCCCCUGUCAUGUCUGGACUCAUCACUUCAGUCUUCUUCAAGUUUGUGGAGUUCUUCAUCUUGAAAAAGGAGAAUGCUGCUGAGAGAGGUCUGAAGUUUCUGCCAGGAUUUUAUGCAUUCACAAUCAUCAUCAACUUGUUUUCUAUAUUCUACUCAAGAACUCCAUUGCUUGGGUUUGACAAGAUUCCAUUGUACGGAGUGUUCAUCCUGAGUUUUGGGGGAGGGCUGAUCAUGGGACUGUUGGUGUGGAUCUUUGUUGUUCCCUGGAUGAGGAGAAAAAUCCAAGACGCGUGUGGAGAAGAAUUGAACCUGGUGGACUCAAAACCAGCAGUACCCCAUGCGCGCCCUAAUCCUGACCCUGAAAUUCAAGAAGAAUCCAAGACGGACCUAUCCAGUCAGUCCAUGUGGCGCCAAUCCAUCGAAUACAUCUCCAAAUCAUUCCCCAUUACCAUCAUCGGCAAUGCUGUCAAGUACAAUCACGUCGACGAUAAAGCUCGCUGUGACAUCGUUAACGAGAAAAUGGACUCUAACGAGGACGAGAAUCUGAUAAACGCAUCCCUGCCGAACGGCGUGAUCACGAUUGGUUCUCCGAAUGGUGUGAUCGUUCCUGCUGAUGCAAACAUGAAUGCAAAGGAAGAUACUUACAGCCCUGAAGCCAAUGGACAUGUGUGCAAUGGAGAUGUCGUAAGCAAUGGCAACGUUGUCAGUAACGGGGACAUCGCGAGUAAAGAAGAGGUACAUUAUGGUACGCUGCUGUCGAAAGACGUUGAAGAAAAGUUUGAAGACCAUGAAGAUCCCACCUCGCAUCUGCAUAUCGAAGAAGUGAAGGACAAACCAGAGGUGGGGAAGCUGUUCCAGUUUCUACAGGUGCUGACGGCAGGGUUUGGGGCGUUCGCUCAUGGAGGCAAUGAUGUCAGUAAUGCCAUCGGCCCCGUGGUGGCGCUGUGGCUCAUCUACCAGGAGGGUAGCGUGGCGCAGAAGUCGGCCACACCGCUGUGGAUCCUGGCAUACGGAGGGGCUGGCAUGGUCUUAGGACUGUGGAUCUGGGGACGCAGGGUCAUCAAGACUAUUGGGGAAGACUUGACCGCUAUCACCCCCUCAAGUGGCUUCACUAUCGAGAUCGGAGCAGCCACAACUGUACUUAUCGCUUCCAAUAUUGGCAUUCCUAUCAGCACCACCCACUGCAAGGUUGGUUCCAUUGUCUUCGUUGGCUGGUUGAGAUCGAAAGCGUCGGUGGACUGGAAACUGUUCCGUAACAUCGUGUUCGCCUGGGUCGUCACUCUUCCAAUCGCGGGAGGCGUUUCUGCGGGCAUCAUGGCCUUAUUGCGACUUGCGCUAUAAUAACUGCCUGAUAUCUACUUCUCAUGAGUGAAAUAUUGAUAACGGUAUAUUCUAUUGGAACAGAGAUUGUUGACAUGGUGUACAGAAGAUAGAUUUUUUGUCAAAAUUCGCAACCCUCUGCCUUGAAACCUUUAUAUUAUAAAUGCCAUCAUAUCAAUCAUGAAGUCGCUACUUGAUAGACACUCUUGGGAACAUAGAUUGCUAAUAAUUAGGAGAGAACUGGAAUUUGUUUUUCCUUCUGAGAAAGAUUUAGCCACAAAGAUUUGAUAAAUAUAGAAAGGGCCAAAGUUAUUUUGACCGAAAUUCGGUCAUUUAUAACUGCUGUGGUAGGGUGAGACACUAUCAUGGAAUGGUUGCAUGGAAGGUUGUGAGAAUUCACUCAGUAGUCUUGUUGCUGAUAAAGCUCAGAAAAACAAUGGUGUAGAAAUUUUGCUGACUACACGAAUGUUGUCAAUGGCAGUUCUGCAGCCAAGAAAGGUUUUAGUGUUAAGUCUAACUCUGCACAACACCCUGUUCUCUCGACCAAACACCCAAUUAACUAUGCCCCAAACCCUGGCAUGGUCAACUCAGCCCAACACCCUGGUCAACUUGACCCAACACCCUGGUCAACUCUCCCCAACUGGCCAGGGUUUAGAUGAUGUUUGGCUGAGUUGAAGCCAAGCACUGAAUUGGUAAAGGGCAGAGACACCCAACAUCUGUGUCCCCAAAAGUGUCUACUCGGUAUCUGCUUGUUUUCUGGUGCCAUUAUUGUUAAGAACCACUAGCGCCUGUGUGUGCCAAAUACUGCAUGUUUUCACGGACAAACAUGUCUACAUACUGUAUAUACAUGUAUAUAAUCAAAACCGCUCUGAAGUAAGCAAAUGGAAUAGCUGUAAGUUGCUAAGGGGGGCCAAAGUUUGUGUGCUAGUAUCGUUCAGAAAUAGACUUCUCCCAGGGUGUCCAUCAAAAGUAGCAGUAAGCCAACAAGAAAGUGCUUGCAUCAUCUGCACAUUAGCAAUUUUACUGAUGACAUGUAUGCAGUACUAGUGUAUAUUUUGCCAGAGUUGUUUGCUAUUGUUGGAUGGGUCUAUACAAGUAACUGUGAAUGCAUUUGAGUUCGUGGUGAUCGAAUUUUGCAAUUAUAGUAAAAGUAGUGUUAGCGGUGGUUCAGAGUCCACGAAAGUGCAAAACUCAUUAUGCUUCAGUAAUGGAAACCCGGGUACCUUUAUGGACAGCUACAUGUAGUUGAAAACCACAUACUAGUGACAUGGCAACAGUACAGUAUAAAGACGAACAGAACAGUUGCCUCCAACACAUUAUAAUACUGUAUAAUAUAUUGAAGGUACAUGUAGUGCUUUGACAAGGGACAGAAA
Molecule: messenger RNA, 3515 nt
Organism: Branchiostoma floridae (Florida lancelet)
Lineage: Eukaryota; Metazoa; Chordata; Leptocardii; Amphioxiformes; Branchiostomatidae
Product: sodium-dependent phosphate transporter 2-like
Exons: 11
Coding region: 379-2163 (594 amino acids)
Biological process (GO): phosphate ion transmembrane transport
Cellular component (GO): membrane
Molecular function (GO): phosphate transmembrane transporter activity
Source: RefSeq, a predicted model, not a curated record